UUGAUUAUUUUAAGAGACAUCUAUAUUUAUGUUGAUAAACUAGCUAACAACAUCAAAGAACACCACUGUCUCCACCACCAUUUUCAUUUUCACACAAAAAUUUUGUUUUUCUUUUUUCCUUUUUGUUUGACCUAUUAAAGACUCACCCAUUUCUCCACCAAAUAAACUUCUUUGUAUCAUCUUUUACAUCCCAUUUCAAUCAAUCUCUCAAAAUUUCCCCUUUUUUCUGUCCGUAAUCGCCCUGAGUUUUGUAUCUUCGUUUUAUGUCCCCAAAAUCCAAGGAGCAAGGCUGCCUUUUUUCCCCUAAGUAUUGAUUUUUAUUUCUGGGGUUUUUCCCCUUUAUUUAAGUUGAGCCCCAAAAAUUAUUUUUCUCAACAUUUCGUAAGGAUCUGAGCGUGACCCAACAAGUUGUUUUGAGGAUAUUUGAUCUGAGAUCUGGAGUGGUGCUGAGGGAAGUCGGGCAAUGUGAAUUGCAUGGAGUGAGGAUGCCAGAAUUGCGAAGUGGAGCCCGGAGAUCGAAACGCCUUGGUGAUCUUGAGCCUCCUUCUCAGCCUGUUGUUCAAGCAGAGAAUUGGGUACUGCCUGCUCAAAACAGAUCCAGGAGGAGAGUUGGUGGAAGAGGAAGGGGUAAUGCUGUAGGUGUAGCCAAAGGACCCUCACCAGCGGUACCCACAAGGCCAAGAGCUGCUGGUAGAGGCCGGGGCAUUAGGUUGACAGAUUUUGACCCUGAGCUUUGUCAAGUUCUUCCUGAGGCUGCACCUUUGGCUGCGGCUGAACCUGUUUUCAACCAAGCAGAGGUAGUGGCAGAUAAAGAUAUUGCGAUGGAGGGUGGAAGUGGUGACAAAAUAGUGGGACUUGAAGAAGAAGCUAGCACAACCCCGGUUCCUGAAAUGGUACAAGUGGGCAAUUCUCCUGCAUAUAAGGUAGAAAGGAAAUUGGGUAAGGGUGGUUUUGGCCAAGUUUAUGUCGGCCGAAGGGUAAGUGGCGGUAGUGAUAGAAUUGGACCAGAUGCAGUUGAGGUAGCCUUGAAGUUAGAGCACCGAAACAGUAAAGGUUGCAAUUAUGGUCCACCUUAUGAGUGGCAAGUCUACAAUACCCUAAACGGAUGCUAUGGGAUUCCUGGGGUGCACUACAAGGGUCGCCAGGGAGACUUCUACAUUCUGGUAAUGGAUAUGCUUGGUCCUAGUCUCUGGGAUGUUUGGAAUUCUCUAGGACAGUCGAUGUCACCAAAUAUGGUUGCCUGCAUUGCAGUGGAGGCAAUAUCAAUUCUUGAAAAGCUUCAUUUAAAGGGGUUUGUGCAUGGCGACGUGAAACCUGAGAAUUUUCUAUUAGGUCAACCAGGAUCAGUCGAUGAGAAGAAGCUAUAUCUUAUUGAUCUUGGUUUAGCCUCUAGAUGGAAAGAUGCACACUCUGAUAAACACAUUGAUUAUGAUCAGAGGCCUGAUGUAUUCAGGGGAACAAUUAGGUAUGCUAGUGUACAUGCUCAUUUAGGUCGGACUGGAAGUCGUAGGGAUGACCUUGAGUCAUUGGCAUACACAUUGAUUUUUCUCAUAAAAGGACGGUUACCAUGGCAGGGUUAUCAGGGGGAUGACAAAAGUUUUCUGGUUUGCAAGAAAAAGAUGGGUACAUCUCCAGAGUUGAUGUGCUGCUUUUGUCCUGCCCCGUUUAAGCAGUUUCUUGAAGCUGUUAUAAAUAUGAAGUUUGAUGAGGAGCCCAAUUAUGCCAAGCUCAUAUCCUUCUUUGAAAGUCUAAUUGAUCCAUGCAUACCAUUGAGACCAAUUAGAAUUGAUGGAGCUCUUAAGGUUGGGCAAAAGCGUGGAAGAUUAGUCAUUAAUUUGGAAGAAGAUGAGCAACCCAAGAAAAAAGUACGACUGGGUAGUCCUGCUACUCAGUGGGUUUCUGUUUACAAUGCACGACGUCCCAUGAAGCAGCGAUAUCACUACAACGUAGCAGAUUCAAGGUUGCAUCAGCAUGUAGAGAAGGGUAAUGAAGAUGGAUUGUUUAUUAGUUGUGUGGCUUCAGCAGCAAAUCUCUGGGCCCUGAUCAUGGAUGCAGGAACAGGUUUCUCUUCCCAGGUUUAUGAAUUGUCAGCAGUCUUUCUGCACAAGGAUUGGAUUAUGGAGCAGUGGGAAAGGAACUACUAUAUUAGUUCAAUUGCUGGAGCAAAUAACGGGAGUUCCUUGGUUGUUAUGUCGAAAGGAACUCCUUACACUCAGCAGUCCUACAAAGUAAGUGAAUCUUUUCCCUUCAAAUGGAUAAACAAGAAGUGGAAAGAGGGGUUUCAUGUAACAUCAAUGACAACUGCUGCGAGUCGCUGGGGUGUAGUGAUGUCGAGGAACGCCGGAUUCUCUGACCAGGUUGUGGAGCUUGAUUUUUUGUAUCCAAGCGAAGGAAUACAUCGGCGAUGGGAAAGUGGUUACCGGAUAACAUCUAUGGCUGCGACCGUAGAUCAAGCUGCCUUCAUACUGAGCAUUCCAAAACGAAAAACGAUGGAUGAAACUCAGGAAACUCUUCGCACAUCUGCCUUUCCAAGCACCCAUGUAAAGGAAAAAUGGGCAAAAAAUCUCUACAUUGCAUCGAUUUGUUACGGGCGGACGGUCUGCUAACUCCGGACUGUAAAUUACGAGAGUCCAAAAAUGUUAAAAAUCUGAAGCUGUUGAGGUACAUUUGGUGUUGAGACAAUGGGUGGUGGGGGUUAAUUCAGCUAUAGAAACCUCUCAUAUGUAAAAAGGGAGAAAGAAAAGAGAGAACAAAUACAAUUUGAGAACCUCAGAAAGUAAUGGCAGCUGUUUGUUGAAUCAUACAAUGCUUUGAAUUUAUUAUAAAUGGCUGCUACUAAAUUGCAA
Messenger RNA from Gossypium arboreum, 2846 nucleotides. RefSeq names its product casein kinase 1-like protein HD16. Gene Ontology annotation, biological process: endocytosis; signal transduction; peptidyl-serine phosphorylation. The transcript has 17 exons. Gene Ontology annotation, cellular component: cytoplasm; nucleus. NCBI's taxonomy places the organism in Eukaryota, Viridiplantae, Streptophyta, Magnoliopsida, Malvales, Malvaceae. Gene Ontology annotation, molecular function: ATP binding; protein serine/threonine kinase activity. The record is from RefSeq and is a predicted model, not a curated record. The coding region runs from base 486 to 2606 and encodes 706 amino acids.